Molecule: messenger RNA, 1968 nt
Organism: Colletotrichum aenigma
Lineage: Eukaryota; Fungi; Ascomycota; Sordariomycetes; Glomerellales; Glomerellaceae
Exons: 3
Coding region: 1-1968 (655 amino acids)
Source: RefSeq, a predicted model, not a curated record
AUGCAUCAUCCAGAGACUCGGAAGUACCAACUCUUCCCAAAGGACCGCCCAACACGGCCGCCAAAGAGUCUCGACCCUGAGCAAGCUUUCGCCCUGGCCAUGGGACAGCCCGAAAAGACAGAAAAGCCCUGCAGCAGCAGCGGCUCGCUGCGUCUGCGCAUCAAGGAGCACAACCUGAUCAGGCGGCGGAAAGUCAGCAUUCCCGAGUUGGGCCCCAUGACAACGGUGCAAGAAGUCCCAAUGGAUUCGCCCACGAUUCCUGGAAGACCGCCCCUUCACGAGAGGUCUAACAGUGCUCCGGGACACCAUGUUAAGCAACACAGAUCAACGGGCUCUACUUCAUCCGUAACCGCAUACGACGUCGAAAGCAGCGGCAGCACGACGCCUGCUCGCUCGCCCGACCGCCAUCAACGAUCUGCUUCAGAAAACCAGACUCCUCGACAGCCCAUCUCGCCGAAGCAACUCGCGCCCCUUGUCAUUCCCACCCACAUCGGCAACGUGCCUCGCCUGGCCAGGCAAAUUUCGCACAACCGCAUGCGCUCCGGCAGCAGUGGCAACGAUUGUGGCCAGCUUUCUUCCCGCGCCGAUGAUUCUCCUCGAUCGCAAACCCGCACUCCCUUCACGCCCUUGACCGCUUCAACUGCUCUCACGACUCCUCUGUCUGCAUGCCCUAGUUUCCAAUCCGCCACAACUCCCGUGUCAGCUCCCAUCAUGGAGCAUCACCGAUCGUCACCCAAGCCGUGGGAGAACAUCACCCCGAGAGCGACGACCCCAAGCCUGCCUAGGGAGACUGCUUCACCUGAAGCUGAAGCUGCCCCUGCGAGACCUUACCUUCACGGACACAGGAGAGGACAGUCCGAGUCAGGUAGCAUCAUGGACCGAGGAAGGCCCAGAAAGCGCAGUGAUGUGCGCAACAACAACGGCCCUCUUCUUAAGCGCAGUGCGUCAACUCGCAACAAGAGCGCCGAGCGCAAGGCUUUCGAGGAGCUUCCGACUGGGUGGAAGGCGAGCGAUGCGCCUAAGCACAUGGAUCAGGAAGAGCUCGCAGCUCUUCAGAGGCAAGCAUUUGGCCAGGCAUCCAGAUUUGAGAUUCUGAGGAAGGAGGACGUGGAGUUGCUAUCAAGGGAACUUCGUCAGCUCGACGAGCGAACUGAGUACCUCCGCCGUACUUACAACUCACUUCGUGCAGGCCGUCGCAACUUGCACUCGCGCAUUUGCCAGUAUCUCCGCUCACCCCGGAUGGCCAAGUUCAGCACCGACUCGAUGCUCAAGCAGGAAGAAGCACUUGCUGAGCUUGACACGUCGAUUGACGACUGGGUCAACAAGCUGGAACAGGCCGAGAACCGUCGCACACGGGUACGCCAAAAGCUUCUGGAACACGUUGCUGCCGCAGCUACCCUCCCUACUCCCGCGACAGCGGCCGCGAGCGAGUCAUUGCAGCUUGCCAUGGGCGUCCGGACGACUCCACAAGUGGGUGUUGGGAACAUCUCCACCCCUCCCCGAAGCCCCACCAAGACUGCUUUCUCCUCCCACACCAGUAGUUCCCCUUCACCUCAACGCGUCGUUGCCCAGGUGCCCAGCACCAUCGUGGAGCAGCCCAUCAUCGAGGAGUCUUCCGCCGCCGCCGUUGCCAAGCACGCUUCGACCUUCAGCCAGCGCCGUGCCGACUGCGAGAGCAUCCGCAUCUACGCCGACAGCGACGUCUACGCUCUCCUCGCCGACGUCGAGAACGAAAUCACAAAGAUGAGCGCCGCGGCGGUCCAACCCGAGCCUGCAGCUUCGGGAAAUCUUUCCGAUGACGAGGUCAAGGAGAUUCACCGAGCUCGCAGCCAUGAGGCCCUCAGUGGAUCGUCUGCCUCGAGUGCCAAGAGUCCCGUCCCAUCUACAAACGCACCAUCGCCCACACCCAAGGAUGACCCGGUUGACGAAGAGCCAAUCCUCCUCACCAACGCCGUCUUCCGAGGCUAA